This is a messenger RNA of Erigeron canadensis, 465 nucleotides long. Its product is annotated as ADP-ribosylation factor-like. Bases 1 to 465 code for a protein of 154 amino acids. Gene Ontology annotation, cellular component: cytoplasm. Lineage: Eukaryota; Viridiplantae; Streptophyta; Magnoliopsida; Asterales; Asteraceae. Gene Ontology annotation, biological process: vesicle-mediated transport; intracellular protein transport. Gene Ontology annotation, molecular function: GTP binding; GTPase activity. The transcript has 4 exons. The record is from RefSeq and is a predicted model, not a curated record.
AUGGGACAGUCUUUUACCAAGCUAUUCAGUGUCUUGUUCGGUAAGAAGGAGAUGUGUGUUGUGAUGGUUGGUCUCGAUGCAGCUGGUAAAACCACCAUUUUGUACAAGCUCAAGUUGGGAAAAAUUGUCACCACUAUCCCUACUAUCGGAUUUAAUAUUGAAACUGUUGAAUACAACAACAUUAACUUUGUUGUAUGGGAUGUUGGUGCUUAUGAUAUGCGGCGGCAAAUUAUGUGGAGACACUAUUUUCAAAACACAAAAGGUCUUAUCUAUGUGGUUGACAGCAAUGAUCGUGAUCGUAUAGAUGAGGCCAGAGAUGAGCUACACAAGAUGCUUAAAGAGGAUCAAAUUAAAGAUGCCGAGUUGCUUGUUUUUGCCAACAAGCAAGAUCUUCCAAAUGCUAUGAAUUCGGCUGAGAUAACUGACAAGCUUGGCCUGCAUUCUCUCCAACACCGAAACUGGUAA